AAACAGUGCCCAACCUGGACCUCCAUCAUGUCUGUCGUCCUCGUAACAGGCUCCUACGACCAUGACAUCCGAUUCUGGGAAGCCUGGAGCGGGAUUUGCUCGCGAACGAUUUCUCGCACUGGGGAGACCGGCCAAGUGAAUCGCCUAGCCAUCUCACCAGACAAGCGCCUUUUGGCGGCGGCCAUUCAUAAGAAAGUAAACAUCUACGAGAUCAAUAGCGCGUCGAACGAACCGCGCGCUACGUUCGAAGGCCAUUCUAUGAACGUGACGUCGCUAUGCUUCCACAGCGAGGGAAGAUGGCUCGUCACCGGCAGCGAGGACGGCACUAUCAAAAUAUGGGACCUACGAACCUCCCAAGUCCAUCGGGUCUACGUAAACGGCGCUCCUGUAAACGACGUCUGCGUGCAUCCAAACCAAGGCGAGCUCAUCUUCUGCGAUCAAGCAGGGAGCGUCAAGCAGUGGGAUCUUGCCGAGCAAGUGUGCUCGCAUGAAUUGACCCCGGCAGGCGACAUCCCGAUCCGUUCAGUGACCCUGGCCUCGGAUGGAUCGCUGUUGGUGGCCGGCAAUAAUAAGGGACGCUGCUAUGUUUGGAAGGUCAACGACGAUCAACGACUGGCGCGCUUUCAGCCGGUGACGAAGUUCGUGGCGCACAACAAGUACCUCACGAAGUGCCUGUUGAGUCCAGAUGCGAAGUUUCUCGCGACGUGCUCAGCCGACACGACGGUGAAGGUCUGGUCCAUCUCACCAAGUUACGAAUUCCGACAGGAGAAGGUGCUCGUAGGACAUCAACGCUGGGUGUGGGAUUGUGCGUUCAGCGCGGACUCUGCAUAUCUGGUGACGGCGUCCUCUGAUCAUACUGCGCGUCUGUGGGAAAUGGCGUCAGGAAAGACCGUACGCCAGUACAAUGGCCACCACAAAGCGGCGGUUUGUUGCGCUUUACACGAUGGAGCGAGCUAAGAAACUUGUCUGCGUCAAAGUAUCUCUUCCUCAUACCCUUGUACUACAUCCACCGCCCGUUUGCGCUAUACAAACGGAUUACCAGGGCUCACCCUCGGCAUAGAGAACUUUCCCGGGCCCGCGCAGAUUCACACCUAACCAGACCGGCGGCGGCGUCGAGCACCCCCACGCUGACUAUUGAGACCUAGCAGCAGUUAGCGCGCCUCGUGCGACGCAGUUUAGCGAAUCGUCAUCGUUCGCACGCAGCGUCGAGGGCGUCGGCGCUCCCUG
Schizophyllum commune H4-8 is the source of this 1227-nucleotide messenger RNA. RefSeq names its product WD40 repeat-like protein. Bases 28 to 957 code for a protein of 309 amino acids. Gene Ontology annotation, cellular component: TORC2 complex; TORC1 complex. The record is from RefSeq and is a predicted model, not a curated record. The transcript has 11 exons. Gene Ontology annotation, molecular function: protein binding. Lineage: Eukaryota; Fungi; Basidiomycota; Agaricomycetes; Agaricales; Schizophyllaceae. Gene Ontology annotation, biological process: regulation of actin cytoskeleton organization; TOR signaling.